Molecule: messenger RNA, 213 nt
Organism: Didymodactylos carnosus
Lineage: Eukaryota; Metazoa; Rotifera; Eurotatoria; Philodinida; Philodinidae
Source: the annotation of a GenBank genome assembly
AUGCGUCUAGUCACUCUACCCCGUGGAUAUCGUGAAUCUCUUCCCCGUCCCUCAUGUCUCUUCGCUGACAAGCCUCGCGGACAUUCCAAAAAGUAUCCACGUUCCGUCUCACAUAAACCGCGAGACCUGGCAGGAGUACUACGUACACGUCUUAUCUCAAAAAGAGUGUUCAUGGAUGAUCUUGAACUAUUUUUUCCACGCAUGCUACCAUGA